Molecule: messenger RNA, 2493 nt
Organism: Monosiga brevicollis MX1
Lineage: Eukaryota; Choanoflagellata; Craspedida; Salpingoecidae
Exons: 2
Coding region: 1-2493 (830 amino acids)
Molecular function (GO): protein binding
Source: RefSeq, a predicted model, not a curated record
AUGGCGCGGGCUACGUACCUGUCGCGUCGGCCCUGGGUGCCCCUGUUGCUGCUGCUGCUCAUUUGGGUUCAGUUGUUGUGCUUUGGGCCUGUAUCAGCCGUGCCGGUGAAGACGGCGCAGGCGCAGCAGACGUUGGGUCGCUUGCUCGCUGCCGCUCAAGCUCAAGCUGACCCCAACGCUCCUCCUGCUGCUGGUGUUGGUGUUGGUGCUGGUGUUGGUGCUGGUGCUGGUGCUGCUGGAGGUGGAGGUGGAGGUGGAGGUGUUGAGUCAUUGUUCAAGUCCGUGUCAGAGCCAUUUGCUGCGGCUCGUGGUCAAAUCAAAGCCUUCACCGCAACGUCUGAGGUACGGGGCUGCUGGGUUUCUAUUCUGGGGGUCAUCGUUGCUCGCUCCGCCGUUCCCCCGCCGUUCGGAUCUCAAGGUUGCCAUCGCUACUCGCAGAUCGCACCCCGCUUGCCGCCGUCGUCUCCGCCGUCGCCGCCGCCGCCGCCGCUUGAGCAGCUGCUUCCGCCCCCGCCCUUUUAUCCACCCCCUCGUCCCCGACCAACGGGCAUGCCCCGCUGCAAGCUUCCCGGCACUCCACCGGAAGAUCCUACCUACAACCUUCCUCUGUGCCCACCCCCCAGCCCAUUUUCCACCGCUGCGCCUUUUCCCACCACCACUACCGCCGCCACUGCCGUUCCCACUGCUUCCAUCACAAAUCCCCGCCGCAGCAGCGCCACCGCCGCCACUAUCAUCACCACCACCACCACCACCAUGGCCCCGCCCGCUCAUGUUACUUCCUCCCCGCCAGCCGAUGCCUCCCACCACCAUACCUUAAACGUGACCCACAAUCCCGGCACUGCCCCGCCGCCCCCUUCUUCCCUCCCUUCCUGGGCCCUGCCCGUCGCCAUUUGCACCGGCGCGUCCAUCUUGAUCCUCCUCGUCAUCAUUGCCAUUCUUCUCGUGCGCCGCCGUCGCCGCCGUCACAUUGCUUACUCUUAUGCCGAUCUCAAUGAGGCAACUGAAGAGCUGCUCGAUGUGAAAACCCAGGGUUACCCCGGCGUGGCAGCCCCGGCCAUAUCUUACAACGGUACGCUUGCUUCUUUUGACCCCUUCCGUCCCACCCUCUUCUCUCCUUCCUCGCCGUCUUCUUGGGCUCACUCAACCGUGAUGACCAACCAAAACCCCGGCCCGGCAGACAUCAAGGCUUGCAUGUUCGAUGCCGACCCUGCAGACCUGGCUGGCGUACUCAGUCAGGCCAACAGCAAGGGCGAUCUGCUUGAAGAGCAAGACGAGUUUGGCUUCACCCUUUUAUCCUGGGCCAUUCGCCUCGAACGCGCCGACCUCAUCCCCACCUUUCUUGAACUUGGCGCCAACCCCGCCGUUAUUGACACCAAGCACCAAACCCUUCUCCACCUGGCUGCGGAACAGGGUAACGACCAAGCCUGCGCACGCGCUUUGAGCGCCCUUCUGGCCGCGGUCGCCUCCUAUCCAGACAUUGUCAAUGCCUACAACGACCAAGGCUACACCUGUCUUAUGCAGGUCGCUGCUCUCAACAUGCCCAUCUCCGCCCGCGUCCUCCUCGCACAACCGGCCUGCAACCUGCGUCUUGGUGACCCUCGAGGACAAACCGCCCUCCACCUCGCCAUCCUCCACAGCUCCCGCGACGUCCUCCACGAAUUUCGCUUAGCUCAACCUCAGCAUCCUCUCUGGACAGAUUGCACCGCCACCGGUGCCACGCCCCUCCAUCUGCUCGCCACUCACAACUGCACAGACGAAUUGGAGUGGCUCCUGUCCACGGGUGCCGUUCGCUUCAACUCAGAGGACGGUCAAGGCCGCACCUGGCUGCAUUGUGCCGUCCUCGAAGGCCAUCUUCAACUUAUGCAGCACGUCCUCGCCACCCUUCACGUCAAUCAACAGAUGUUGAUCAUGAUGCACGCUGCCCGCGACGGUACCCGUCCCAUCGAUCUGGCCACCCACCUGCAUGCCACAGAUGUCGUUGAGUGGCUUGAAUCCCAUUCAGCUCGCCUCAGCUCCAGCCUGGCCCCAAACAUGCUGGCCCCACGCAAACUGUCCAGCCAUGCCAUGGACGAGGAGGAGGAUCAAGGCACCGGUUAUAGCGAUGGUUGCGGCAACUCCCCCGAUUCCUUCCGUGCCGACUCCUCGGAAGACGAGAGUCGCCGUGGCGCUAGUCGUACCGCUAGUUUGUUGUUGGCCGCCGGGUCAGCCUCAGACGACCACGCGCAAGUGACUGCAUCCACCGCUGCCUCCUCCCGCACCAGCUCCUCCAACCUUUCUCUGCAAUCGGCCGAGUCCCUGAACAAGCGCCCUAGCCGCAGCCGUGCGGCUUACAUGCGCGACCGCCGCCAAAGAGCAAAAAAGUCAGAGGAUGCCAUGGAGAGCCGCGUGGCCGCCCUGCGCUCAGAAGAGAUGGCCUUGCGCGCUGCCCUUGCCGAGCUUCAGCGAGACAAGGAAGCUUUGCUCAACAGCUCUCAGGACAACACUGAAGCGUAA